Molecule: messenger RNA, 1366 nt
Organism: Maniola jurtina (meadow brown)
Lineage: Eukaryota; Metazoa; Arthropoda; Insecta; Lepidoptera; Nymphalidae
Product: N(4)-(Beta-N-acetylglucosaminyl)-L-asparaginase-like
Exons: 6
Coding region: 71-1111 (346 amino acids)
Biological process (GO): protein deglycosylation
Cellular component (GO): lysosome
Molecular function (GO): N4-(beta-N-acetylglucosaminyl)-L-asparaginase activity
Source: RefSeq, a predicted model, not a curated record
UUUUCGAUUAGUUAAUUAUUAUUUUAGUUAAACCAAAGUGAAUAAGAAAAUUCUUUACCAAAAUAUUAAUAUGUCAAAAAUAUGCAUUUUUCUCUCACUAACCCUAGCCCUGUUUGUUAACAGCGAACAAAACACUCCUAUAGUGAUAACAACGUGGAAUUUUGUCAAUUCUACAAUUACCGCUUGGAAUAUUCUAAAGCAAGGAGGCUAUUCUCUGGAUGCGAUUGAGAGGGGAACAUCAAUUUGUGAGGAGCAGCAAUGUGAUGGAACUGUGGGUUAUGGAGGAAGCCCUGACGAAGAUGGUGAAACUACACUUGAUGCUCUUAUAAUGGACGGGAGAACAAUGAAUGUUGGUGCAGUUGCAGCCCUCAGACGAGUUAAACAUGCCGCCUCUGUUGCGAGGCAUGUUUUAGAACACACAAAGCAUUCUAUUCUGGUUGGAGAGUUGGCAACACAAUUUGCUGUGCGAAUGGGUUUCCAUGAAGAAACAUUAACAACACCAGAUUCUAAAAGAAUGUGGCUUAAAUGGUACUACAGGGAUCAUUGUCAACCAAACUUUUGGAUGGGUGUCACACCUGAUCCGAGCAAGUUUUGUGGACCUUAUAGCAAGAUAGAUAACUUUAGGCACAAAUAUUACAAUUGGCUGCCCAUAAAAGUUGAUAGAUUUAACCAUGACACAAUUGGAAUGGUCGCCAUUGAUAGAAAGGGUGAUGUAGCGGCUGGUACUUCAACAAAUGGGGCUAAAUUUAAAAUUCCUGGGAGAGUUGGGGAUUCUCCUAUUCCAGGGUCAGGCGCUUAUGCAGACAAUACUGUAGGCGGGGCUACUGCAACUGGUGAUGGUGAUAUCAUGCUUAGGUUCCUCCCUAGUUUUCUAGCUGUCGAAGAAAUGCGUCGAGGUGCAUCACCAACAGAAGCUGCUAGAACAGCCAUCAACCGAAUAGCGACUCACUAUCCUGACUUCAUGGGCGCUGUAAUCGCUCUCAGUAUCGACGGUGCAUACGGCGCAGCUUGCCAUGGUUUGGGUGAUGACCCAUUCCCCUUCGUAGUUCAAGAUAUCACGAUGCAUAAAUAUAAAAUAGAAAAAGUCAAUUGUUCCUGGCCAUUGCACUGAGUUUUAAAACUGAGAGAUAUUAAUAGGUUCUAAUUAAUUUUCCAUAUUAUGAGAGUGAAAAGAAAUAAUUGAAUGAAUGAUGAAACUUGUAGGUACUUUUUUGUUGUACUUAUUACAAAAAAUACAGAAACAGAAAUUAUGGCAGGGUAAUUUUGUAAUUUUUGCAAAAUAUGUAGUCAAAUAAAUAUACGAUAAUUUAUGACUCAUACCUAAUUAUAUACAUAAUUAUAAUAAUUAAUUGUGUUAUUUUUGACU